Symbiodinium sp. CCMP2456 is the source of this 207-nucleotide messenger RNA. NCBI's taxonomy places the organism in Eukaryota, Dinophyceae, Suessiales, Symbiodiniaceae. The record is from the annotation of a GenBank genome assembly.
AUGAGUGGGGCAGAGAUAAGCGUGUGCUACGAGGAGGUCCUUGAAUCCUUGCAAGGAUGCUGGCAAAACGUCAAAGAACCCACGGAGUUCUACAUGGUGCAGCAGAUGUCUGUGACGCGUUUCAGGCAGAAGACGGGAGAAGUGAUGGAGUUUUCGCGCGUCCUGAGACCGGACAGCACGAACAGCGGCGUCCAGUUCGGGUCCUAG